Molecule: messenger RNA, 3433 nt
Organism: Mustela erminea (ermine)
Lineage: Eukaryota; Metazoa; Chordata; Mammalia; Carnivora; Mustelidae
Gene: SLC35D4
Product: transmembrane protein 241
Cellular component (GO): Golgi apparatus
Molecular function (GO): antiporter activity
Source: RefSeq, a predicted model, not a curated record
UCUCCUGGCAGCAGAAGCGGUGACCCGGCUCCCGCAGGCUGUCGCGGAGCUUCCCCCGCGGGUCCCCUGGAAGGGGCGCGGGCUGACCGAUGUCCGUGAGGAGGUGCCUGGUGGGCCUCACCUUUUGCACCUGCUACCUGGCUUCUUACCUCACGAACAAGUAUGUCCUGUCUGUCUUGAAAUUUACCUACCCUACAUUAUUCCAAGGGUGGCAGACUUUAGUUGGUGGACUUUUGCUUCAUGUGUCAUGGAAGCUGGGCUGGGCCGAGAUCAACAGCAGCUCAAGAUCUGAUGUUUGGACGUGGCUUCCUGCUUCCGCGUUGUUUGUGGGUAUAAUCUAUGCUGGUUCCAGGGCACUAUCCAAACUGGCCAUUCCUGUGUUUCUCACUUUGCAUAAUGUAGCUGAAGUUAUCCUCUGUGGGCACCAGAAGUGUUUUCGGAAAGAGAAAACUUCUCCUGCAAAGAUCUGUAGUGCCCUCUUCCUCCUGGCUGCCGCAGGAUGCCUUCCCUUCAAUGACCCCCAGUUUGACCCCGGUGGAUAUUUCUGGGCUGUAAUUCACUUAAUCUGCGUAGGGGCAUAUAAGAUAUUGCAGAAGGUCCGGAAACCCAGCGCACUAAGCGACAUUGACCAGCAGUACUUAAACUAUAUGUUCAGCGUGGUGCUUCUGGGACUUGCGUCUCAUCCCACAGGUGACCUCUUCAGCGUCCCGGACUUCCCGUUCCUGUAUUUCUACAGAUUCCAUGGCAGCUGCUGUGCCAGUGGAUUGUUAGGAUUCUUUCUCAUGCUCAGCACAGUGAAGCUGAAAAGCCUUAUGGCCCCAGGGCAGUGUGCAGCCUGGAUUUUCUUUGCUAAGUCUGUUCGAUUUGUCUUCUUGGAGUUAGAGCACUUUGGUUGCAAGGAUCCCGUCACCGGUUGUUAUCCCUGCACUGCCCUUUCUCCCCCGCAAGGGAUUUUCACCUGGGAAAACAAAUGCUUUUCUUCAGCUGAGGCUAUAGUCUGUAUCAGUACAUACUUCUUCAUGAAAGUAUUUCCCGCCCCCCACCCGGUAUUGGAGUUGAGCUACAGCUGCGUGAGCCACUGGGAUCUCCGUAAGUCCUGGUGUAUCUUCUGUGAGGUCAGUAAUGGUUAUUCUUUUUCUCGACUUGUACUGGGACGGUUGACUGUUCGCUCUAUGGAUUAUGUAAGGCCUACCUCGGUUUCCAUACUCAUGCUUCUUAGGGGGUUUUUGUUUUUCCUGACAGUUUUUUUCAAGUUGCUCUGUUGGAACAUGUUACAUUCAGCAGAGAUUUGUAGAGUGAGGAGAUAGUAGAGAAGACAGACUGGUAGCCCAGCUAUGGAUCAGAAUUUCCCUCCAGCAGUGUCACCUUGGAAAGAUUAUUUCACCUCCAUAUGUAUCAGUUUUCUUCUCUGUAAAAUGGGAAUCAUGUAGAUGUUGCAGGGAUUGUAUGAAAUAAUGUGUGUUGAGUAUUUUACAUUGGCUAGUAUAGUAUUACUUGAAAAGAAUGAGCUUUUCCUUCGCAGAUGGAGAAAUGUUGGAUGUGUUGUUUGCAUUUUGGGUUCAGCUACAAUUUCAGAGCUGCUGAUAUGGGUUGAGAGCCUUCGCUUCCCAGUUUGUUCCAUUUUGCUACUCUAGUGUCAAGAGAGAUCUAAAAUGACCAGAUCCAAGUGACACCCUAGGUUUCAAAGUGCUUUUUUCAAUUUUUCAAAGAAUUCAGAGAAUCUAAGUUACCAUGGAAGUUCUACACAGGUGUUGAUUAAAAAAUAUAAAGAAGAAAGAAAAAAAGAAAAGAAAGAAAGAUAUCAGCCAUGGCAUGAAAUAAAGAUUGUUGACGGGGUGUUCAAGAGGGAAACGGCGGCUUUCAGCCUGGACUAGUUGGUGGUAAGGGAAUGGGGCAUUGAGAUAGAAGUGGUAUCAAAUCUCAUGUGGAACCACACACGCACCAGAGCUGCCAAAACUGUAGAGACUGACAGUACCGAGUGUUGGUGAGGACAAAGAAUAGCAUUUCUGGCUUAGAAAACAGUACAGCUAAACGAGGUUCCACUCCGGGCAAGUACCCGAGAGAAACGAAGGCGGAUACACACGUGUACAUUUCCUCUCAUCUCCUUGUAAUCCCUGUGUUUUGUCUGUAACCACUGUCUUUUUAAGCUUCUUGAAAAUUCUCACUGGAAUAAGUCAGGGAAUGAAUAAAAUCUCCCAUCCCCUUUAAAAAAAUAUUUUAAGUGAGAGACUAAAAUUUAAUCCCUGAGAAAUACUUUGUAGAUGAUUUCUUUUUUUCUUAUGGAGGGGAAAGCUCAAAUCCAGAGAGGGGAACUGGCCCAUCUGAGGUCCGUCAGGGAGUCUGGAACCCCCAGGACCCCCAGGACACUGGUGGCCCGGCUCUCCCACAGACACGGGCAUGAGAGCGGAUGCUCACGAGAUUGAAUCGGAGGGCAGGCCCACCUCUGGCGUCUGAUCACACCGUGUGCCCAGUCAUCCUGGAACCAGCUGCCCACUGUCCUUAAGGGAUAGAAUCCUUAUGGGACUUUUCUAAGUACCUUGCUAGGAAAAAGGUGUUCCCACUAUUGUUUUGUUUUCCGUCUCCCAGUUUUCUCUCAGCGUUAACCGUGGGCUGCCACUCACCUCAUGUGGUGCUCCCCAGUUGAGACCCAGUGGCUUGGACUUUGCUGACUUGUUGGUCUUGUUCUUUGUACCUAGAAAUGCCUUCCCCAGCUUCCUCACUGGGUAGUACUUAUUUGUUCAAGAUUAACAUGGGCAUCAUCUCGAUGGAGAGCUUAUUCUCGUAAUAUCCAGAAUAUACCUGUAAUCUCAGCACUUAACACGUUCCAUGGAAAUGACUUGCUUGGUGGCCUCUAGAAGCAGUGAGCCGGCACAGGGCGCUGUGAGGGCAGGUGCUGGCCUGUCGUGUUCUCCUCUCUGGUGCCUGGUGAAGUGCGAGGUGCGUGUCAUUUGGCCUCUGCUUCAUUCUAGCCAUAGCUCAAAGCCCUUUUUCCUUUUUCUUCUAAUUCGGGAAAAGCUUCUUCUGAAACAGUUAGUCAUUGUUGUUGUUUUUUUUUAACUUUCACUUUUUAAAAACUCUCCAAAAGAGCAAGGAAUAAUGUCUUAGCUUGUGCUGCCAUUACAAAAUACCACAGACUGGGCGGCUGGAGCAACAGACAUUUAUUCCUCUCAGUUCUAGAGGCUGCAAGUCUAUGGGGAAGUUGCUGGCAGGGCUGGUGUCUGGAGGGAGCUCUCUCCUUGGGUGGCAGAUGGCUGCCUUCUACCUGUUCACAUGGCAGAGAGAGAAAGAGAGAGAGCUCUUUGGUCUCUUCUUACAAGGUCACAAAGCACAUCGUGAGGACCCCCCCCCCAUGACCCCAUCUAACCCCAGUUGCCUUCCAAAGGUGCCAUCUCCCUGUACCAUCACAUUGGACAUUAGGGCUUCAACAUAUGAA